AUGACAAAUACAAUUGAACGAGAUUUAACACAAAAAUUAGAAAAAAAUCAUUUAGAAGCAUCAUCAACUGAAAAAGAAGCAGCUGAUAUUAUAAAAGAACAAGCUAAUGAAGCGUUUAAAAAUAGUGAUUAUGAAAAAGCAAUUGAACUUUAUACAAAAGCAAUUCAAAUUCAUCCAGAUGCUAUUUUAUAUUCUAAUCGAAGUUUUGCUUAUCUUCGUCGUGGAUGGUAUGAUUAUGCAUUAAUAGAUGCUAAAAAAGCAUUGGAAUAUGAUUUCAAUCAUAUUAAAGCAUAUUAUCGACGAGCAUCUGCUUAUAUGGCAUUAGGAAAAUAUAAUUCAGCAUUAUGUGAUUAUGAAUACGUAAUAAAAGCUUGUCCCAAUGAUAAAGAUGCAACAACGAAAUAUGAAGAAUGUAAAAAAGCUGUUACACGUAUUCAUUUUGAAAAAGCAAAUGCUGCUGAUGAAUCAACAGAAUCUGCUGUUAAUCAAAUUGAUCUUAGUUCAAUGACCAUAGAACCAGAUUAUGAUGGUCCACAUUUAAAUGUCAAUGGUCAUGUUACAAAAGAAUUUAUGUCUGCACUUUUACCUUAUUUAGAAAAUCAAAAAAUACUUCAUAAAAAAUAUGCUUAUCAAAUUAUUUUACAAACACUUUCAUUAUUAAAAUCAUUACCAACAUUAGUUGAAAUAACUGUACCUAAUAAACAUAAAUUUACUAUUUGUGGAGAUAUACAUGGACAAUAUUAUGAUUUAUUAAAUAUUUUUAAAUUAAAUGGAUUACCUUCUGAAGAAAAUCUAUAUUUAUUCAAUGGUGAUUUUGUUGAUCGUGGUUCAUUUAGUAUUGAAUGUAUUCUUACUUUAUUUAGUUUUAAAUUACUUUAUCCAAAUCAUUUUUUUCUUGCACGAGGUAAUCAUGAAUCAAUGACAAUGAAUCAAAUGUAUGGAUUUGAAGGUGAAGUCAAAGCAAAAUAUACUGCUCAAAUGUUUCAAUUAUUUACUGAAGUUUUUAAUUAUUUACCAUUAGCACAUUGUAUUAAUAAGAAAAUACUUGUAAUCCAUGGUGGAUUAUUUAGUAAAGAUAAUGUUACAUUAAAAGAUAUUUGUGCUAUUGAUCGAGUUAGACAAUCACCUGACGAAGGAUUAAUGGGAGAAUUAUUAUGGAGUGAUCCACAACCACAUAAUGGGCGAUCUAAGAGUAAACGUGGCCUUGGUAUUCAAUUUGGACCUGAUGUGACUGAACGUUUUCUUAAAUUAAACAAUUUAGAAUAUAUUGUUCGUAGUCAUGAAGUUAAACAACAAGGUUAUGAUAUGGCUCAUAAUAAAAAAUGUAUCACUGUAUUUUCGGCACCAAGGUAUUGUGAUACAAUGACGAAUAAAGGUGCUUUUUUAACAAUAACUGGCGAUGAUAUAACUCCUAAAUUUACAUCCUAUGCAGCUGUACCUCAUCCAGCAGCACGACCAAUGACGUAUGCUAAUUAA
Messenger RNA from Rotaria sordida, 1476 nucleotides. Lineage: Eukaryota; Metazoa; Rotifera; Eurotatoria; Philodinida; Philodinidae. The record is from the annotation of a GenBank genome assembly.